Eubalaena glacialis (North Atlantic right whale) is the source of this 1217-nucleotide messenger RNA. RefSeq names its product MYCL proto-oncogene, bHLH transcription factor (gene MYCL). Gene Ontology annotation, biological process: regulation of transcription by RNA polymerase II. Lineage: Eukaryota; Metazoa; Chordata; Mammalia; Artiodactyla; Balaenidae. The coding region runs from base 1 to 1185 and encodes 394 amino acids. The transcript is spliced from 3 exons. The record is from RefSeq and is a predicted model, not a curated record. Gene Ontology annotation, molecular function: DNA-binding transcription factor activity, RNA polymerase II-specific; RNA polymerase II cis-regulatory region sequence-specific DNA binding; protein dimerization activity.
AUGUGCAUGUGUGCGGGCUGCCGGGCUGCCCCGAGCCGGCGGGGAGCCGGUCCGCUCCAGGCGGUCGGCGGCGGGAGCGAGGGAGCGGACAUGGACUUCGACUCGUACCAGCACUAUUUCUACGACUAUGACUGCGGGGAGGAUUUCUACCGCUCCACGGCGCCCAGCGAGGACAUCUGGAAGAAAUUCGAGCUGGUGCCGUCGCCCCCCACGUCGCCGCCCUGGGGCUCCGGUCCCGGCGCCGGGGACCCGGCCCCCGGAAUUGGCCCUCCAGAGCCGUGGCCCGGAGGGGGCGCCGGGGACGAGGCAGAAUCCCGGGGUCACUCGAAAGCUUGCGGCAGGAACUACGCCUCCAUCAUCCGCCGUGACUGCAUGUGGAGCGGCUUCUCGGCCCGGGAACGGCUGGAGAGAGCGGUGAGCGACCGGCUCGCUGCUGGCGCGCCCCGGGGGAACCCGCCCAAGGCGCCCGCCGCCCUGGACUGCGCUCCCAGCCUCGAAGCCGGCAACCCGGCGCCCGCUGCCCCCUGUCCGCUGGGCGAGCCCAAGACCCAGGCCUGCUCGGGGUCCGAGAGCCCAAGCGACUCGGAGGGUGAAGAAAUCGACGUUGUGACCGUGGAGAAGAGACAGUCCCUGGGUGUCCGGAAGCCGGUCACCAUCACGGUGCGAGCAGACCCUUUGGACCCCUGCAUGAAACACUUCCACAUCUCCAUCCAUCAACAACAGCACAACUAUGCCGCCCGUUUUCCUCCAGAAAGCUGCUCCCAAGGAGAGGCUCCAGGGCGAGGGCCCCAAGAAGAGGGUCUGGAGAGAGAUGUACCAGAGGAAAAGGAAGAUGAGGCAGAUGAAGAAAUUGUGAGCCCCCCGCCUGUAGAAAGAGAGCCUCCCCAGUCCUGCCACCCCAAACCUGUCAGUUCUGACACUGAGGACGUGACCAAGAGGAAGAACCACAACUUCCUGGAGCGCAAAAGACGGAAUGACCUCCGUUCCAGGUUCUUGGCCCUGAGGGACCAGGUGCCCACCCUGGCCAGCUGCUCCAAGGCCCCCAAAGUAGUGAUCCUGAGCAAGGCCUUGGAAUACUUGCAAGCCCUAGUGGGGGCUGAGAAGAGGAUGGCUACAGAGAAAAGGCAGCUCCGGUGUCGGCAGCAGCAACUGCAGAAAAGAAUUGCGUACCUCAGUGGCUACUAACUGACCAAAAAGCCUGACUGCUCUGUCUUAAC